AUGUCUGAGGAGCUACCGAAGAGGCUUUUUAAGGAGGGCGAGGAGCCCCGAGUGACUCAGAUCAACAACAACUGCAGGAUCGACUACAUUAUCCGAAAGUUCCAAGCGUGGCUGCCAAAGGAGUUGGAUGUUGUGAAGAAAGAUUCGGUUUUUCAUCAGAUUUUUAAACUCCAUGAGAAUGGUCUUGGAUACCCCGCGAGGGUGAUACACAGCUUCUUGUGUAGGGAGCUGGUGACUUACUUACAGCACGAGCUUUGGUUUGUCUUUGCGAGGAGACCGCUUCGAUUCUCAUUGCAAGAGUUCCACGCAGUAACCGGGUUUGAAUACGAUACUCGUAUCUCGCUUGAGGAGUUCAAAGAGUGGAAAUAUGAUGGUGGUUUCUGGAGCAAGGUUUUGAGGAGAAAAGAUGGAACAAUUACACUCUUCAACCUGUGGACUAAGGACAAGGAAGCUGUUAAGAAGUGGAGGAAUGCAGAUCGCAUACGCCUUAUCUACUUGGCGAUCAUUCUUUGUGUGGUAUUAGCGAGAGAUGAGAAGGCUAAUAUCCCCCUCAAAUACAUCGCGGUGGUUAUGGAUCUUGACAGGGUUCGAAAGUAUCCUUGGGGAGUUGCUGCUUAUGACCUUCUCUGCAAGUCAAUAGCCAAAAAUUGUGACCAACUGAAGGAAAAGACUACUAGUUAUGUCUUGGAUGGAUUCUCAUACGCCUUGCAGAUUUGGGAAAUGGAAGUGGUAUCAAAGAUUGGAAAGCUUUGUGGAAAAAAGCUGGACAAGGGUUUCAAGAACGGUCCUAGAUGCAUAAACUGGAUGGGAGCUGCAAAGGUGUCAUAUGAGGAGAUCAUUCGGUUGGAGGAACUUAUUACACCCAAGGCGUUUCGCAGAGAUGAUGAUGUGGAGGAUGAUAGAAUCAAGGCUCUGAUGGAGUUGAUAAAGAAUGGGCAUGAUUUUAGUGAACAUGUUUGGGAAACUGAAGAAAAUGAAGUGGUUUCUUUAUCUCUUGAUGACGAAUCAGCUGUGAAUGAUGAAGCAAGCGUGAAUGUUGAAGCAGCCGAGAGUGAUGACGACUUUCAGACUUCGAAAGGAUCAAAGAACGUUGGUUCUAGAUCAAAGAGGGGUAAGAAGAGGCUUCUGGAUCGUGGUAUGGAGAAGAGGAAGCAUAAGGUUCUCGUAAGUGGCCCAAAGCAAGCUCCUUUUAAUGAAGACAUGAAGGCUUUUGUGACACAGUUGUUUGAGCACAACUUCUCUGGAAUGGAACAAAGGCUACAGAAACAGAUGGCUAAGACAUUUGAGCAGAUGCGGGCAGAGCUUAAAGAUUCACGUAAGGAAGCAAGCGUUGAAGUUGAGCUUGGAGAGCCUUCACCGACAAAGCCAUCGACGAGCCAGGCACCGUUGACGAGGUCCACACGCGGGGUAAAGAAACACUAG
Molecule: messenger RNA, 1422 nt
Organism: Brassica oleracea var. oleracea
Lineage: Eukaryota; Viridiplantae; Streptophyta; Magnoliopsida; Brassicales; Brassicaceae
Exons: 2
Coding region: 1-1422 (473 amino acids)
Source: RefSeq, a predicted model, not a curated record